CGCGACCAAGUGGAACUUGUUGGAAAUCAACCUCCAAAGGAAAAAGCUGGUUUGUCUUUUCAAAAGUAAAAUGGAGCGCAAUAUAAUACGGGAGUAACAUUGAUGAAUCGAACCUCAGUUGCGCCCGGCUCCGAAUCCGUAAAUGGAAGCUUAUUAUCACUUUUACUUCAAGCUUUUGUUUCUUCUCCUCACCAUCAUCUUUCAAUCAGCUCUUUCUGAAAUCAUUUUUGAAGAACGCUUUGAUGAUCCUGGAUGGAGGGACAGAUGGGUUUUGUCGGAUUGGAAGAGGAGGGAAGGCAAAGCGGGAACUUUCAAGCACACUGCCGGCAAGUGGCCCGGCGAUCCGGACGACAAAGGUAUCCAAACACACAUUGAUGCCAAGCAUUUCGCCAUAUCUGCUAAGAUUCCGGAGUUUAGCAACAAAAAUAGAACCCUAGUAGUUCAGUAUUCAAUAAGGUUUGAACAAGACAUUGAAUGUGGCGGUGGGUACAUUAAGCUGCUAUCCGCUUACGUGAACCAAAAGAAGUUUGGGGGCGAUACACCGUACAGUCUAAUGUUUGGACCCGAUCUGUGUGGCUCACAAACGAAGAAGCUCCAUGCUAUAGUAUCCUACCAGGGGCAGAACUAUCCCAUUAAAAAAAAUUUAGUUUGUGAGACCGACAAGUUAACUCAUUUUUACACAUUCAUUAUAAGGCCAGAUGCGACAUAUAGUAUUCUCAUUGAUAACCGUGAGAGAGAAUCUGGAAGCCUGUACACGGACUGGGAUAUCCUACCUCCUCGUAAGAUCAAAGACGUCCAUGCAAAAAAGCCUGCAGAUUGGGAUGACAGAGAGUAUAUUGAUAGUCUGGAUGAUGAAAAACCUGAGGGAUAUGAUAAAAUCCCGCCAGAAAUAUCUGAUCCAAAAGCGAAAAAGCCUGCUGAUUGGGAUGAUGAAGAGGAUGGAACAUGGAGACCACCCAAGGUGCCAAAUCCAGAAUACAAGGGGCCUUCAAAACGCAAGGUGAUCUACUGAUCUCUCCUUACAAUGUUGGAUAAUC
This is a messenger RNA of Cuscuta campestris, 1037 nucleotides long. The record is from the annotation of a GenBank genome assembly. NCBI's taxonomy places the organism in Eukaryota, Viridiplantae, Streptophyta, Magnoliopsida, Solanales, Convolvulaceae.